This is a messenger RNA of Engraulis encrasicolus (European anchovy), 3308 nucleotides long. It is a transcript of the gene pnp4b, whose product is annotated as purine nucleoside phosphorylase 4b. Gene Ontology annotation, cellular component: cytoplasm. Gene Ontology annotation, biological process: nucleoside metabolic process. Gene Ontology annotation, molecular function: purine-nucleoside phosphorylase activity. Lineage: Eukaryota; Metazoa; Chordata; Actinopteri; Clupeiformes; Engraulidae. The transcript is spliced from 7 exons. The record is from RefSeq and is a predicted model, not a curated record. The coding region runs from base 105 to 1013 and encodes 302 amino acids.
AGGACAGCACGCCCCCUUCGCUUCUCUCUGUCCCAACAAACAACACACACUCACCGUCUGAUCCGACUACACUAGCUGCACACAGAAAAUAAAAAUCCGGAAUCAUGCACACCAAAGAGAACAACACCUGCUGCUGUUCGUUUGACUUCUGCAAGGAGACGACAGAGUGGCUGAUGAGUCGUACGUGGGUGCGUCCCAAGAUUGCGGUGGUGUGCGGCACAGGCCUGGGGCUGCUGGCGGACGACGUGGCCGAUAGCCAGUGCUUCCCCUACGAAGACAUCCCACACUUCCCCAUCAGCACAGUGCCGGGUCAUGUGGGUCGUCUGGUGUUUGGGCACGUGAACGAUAAGGCCUGUGUCUUCAUGCAGGGUCGCUGUCAUCUCUUCGAGGGCUACUCCUUAUGCAAGGUCACGUUCCCGGUGCGUGUCUUUAAGUUGAUGGGAGUGGAGACCAUUGUGGUGACGAACGCCUCCGGAGGGCUGUGUGAGGACUUCAAAGUGGGAGACAUUAUGAUCAUUAAGGACCACAUUAACUUGCCCGGCUUUGCUGGACAGCACCCGCUGUGCGGCCCCAAUGAUGAACGUUUCGGGAUCCGGUUCCCGUGCAUGUCUGACGCCUACAGCAAGGUGCUGCGUAAGAUGGCGAGGGAGGUGGGCCACGAGCUCGACUACUCCAACUUCAUGCGCGAGGGCGUCUACUGCAUGGUGAGCGGGCCCAACUUCGAGACCAUCUCCGAGGCGCGCAUGCUGCACGUGCUGGGCAGCGACUCUGUCGGCAUGAGCACGGUCCCCGAGGUGACGGUUGCUAAGCACUGUGGUCUGCAGGUGUUGGGGCUGUCCCUCAUCACCAAUAAGGUGUCUCUGGACUACAGUCGUGAGGAGAGGGUUCAGCACGAGGAGAACCAGGCCAUGGCGGAGAUGCGCGCCGAGCUGCUGCGUAAACUGCUGCAGAACGUCAUCGCACGCUACGACGAGAUCGACUUCAACAUCAUGGAGACGCUCAAUAGUCACUAAAGAGUUACAGUAGCCUAAUUACCAGCUCAACAGCCACUAGAGUAGCCACUAGAUUAGUGUUUUUCAAGCUUUUGUGAACAAACGCCCCCAUGGCCUCCUCACAAGCUUCCCAACGCCCCAUUGACCCCAUCAUAAGCCUGACAACGCCCCCCUUAGUAUUAAAAAAACGCCCACUCUCACAUGUAUCCUUCUCAACACCCCCCUAGAGCUCCCCAACGACCCCUGGGGGGCUGCACCGCCCCUGUUGAGAAUCACUACAUUAGAUCAUAAUCAGUGUCGUUGCAGGCUACGACGAGAUCGACUUCAACAUCAUGGAGACACUCAAUAGUCACUAAGAGUUAAUAACAGUCACUAUGGUGGCCAUUACAGGAUAAUCAGCUCAACAGCUGUUAGACUAGAGUAGCCACAGAAAUCAGCUCGACUUCGACAUCAUGGUAACACUCAAAAAACAUUAGAUAACCAUCUCAACAGUCACUAAGUGCAUUAAAAUGUUCAGUUUUGUAUCAACAUCAAGUGUGAGUAAGACCACCACUGAGUGUUACAUUUGACUGCAGUGUUCAAUUAACAUUGCAGCAUGGAGACUGAGAUUCUGAAUACAAUACAGUCUGUCCCUCAGAAGCUGUUGGAUCAUAACCAGCCUGACACAUACACGCACAAAAACAUUUUCAGCAUUUCCAAGCCCACAGAGAAUACACACGUUGCUGGUACUUCACCUACAGUAAUCUCAAAUCGACGUGUUCACACCAAAUAUUAGAGCAAAGAUGUGCGGGUCACACAUCUAACAACAGUUACUGACAAUAAAGACCCUGUGAACAGCUAGAAGAAAACAACCAGCCCAACACUACACACACGUAUACCCCUGAACAGGUAUAUUAGGGGACCAAAGAAUCCAUCCCACGGAACUCUGUGAAAUGAAAACGGACCCUUUGGGACACAAAAUCUGUGGCAGUUACGCAGAUUUUGCUUUGUUGGGGUCUCUGAAGUGUUUUUCGUGAUAACGGACAAACCGGUUUUUUUUGCAAAAUCUGUGAAGCUGCCUCAGAUUUUAUGUCACAAUGGUCCAUGUUCAUUUCAUGGAAUUCUGAGAUCAUGUGGAAGCGCCCCACCCUCCUCAAAACAAUCCUCCAGAAAUUCAUUCAAAUCCUCAAGGACACAUUAACUUGUUUUGCUGACUUCCUUUUGCUUUGGAUCAUUUAGUGCCACCAAUGAGGUGUACUACGAACAAAGCUGGAUUGGUCAUAAAGUAUACAUGAUACAGGGCAUUUGCCUGAUGGACUGUUGAUGAUUUUGGCCUGGUCCUCCCCUCAAUGUAGUGGUAUCAGUUCUCAUGCCGCUACAGCUGACCUCUCAGAUUUAAGUUAAUAGCCAUUUUGCCUGUUGUGGUCAAAAUAGCUCGUAAAUAAUGACAAAAAAUAUUGUGACAGGCUUCAUUGUCUCUCUCAUUGCCUGUUGGACCAGUUCUUGGCCGAAAAUGCCCAGCCUGUUUUUUUGCCCCAGGCCAGCCCUGACUAUGAAUGAGAUAAAGACCCAGAUUUCCAGCUGUCCUUAGCAUUAAAAGCCGGUAUCACAGCCACCAAAAUGAGAGAUCUACAGGGUUUAAUUUCAGCCCUUCCCUCCAUCUUGUUCUGCUGAACUAAUAUCUACAGAUUUGCCCUCUAGUACAGUGGUUCUUAACCUGGGGUGCGGGCACCCCCUGUGGGGGGCACCAGAGAUUUCAGGGGGUGCGCGGAAUUUUGUUUGUGUUGAGGUUGUGACCAAAAUUUGGCUUGCUAACAUUGUAAUUAGGCCAAAUCAAAUCCAAAUUAAAACAUGUUUUGGUCCCCAUGUCAAGGCAUUAAGAAUAUUGAUUACUGUCUCAAACUAAAAUCAUUGUAAAUUAAUCAUUUAAAUCGUUUUUUAGUGCGUAUACUCGUGUAGAAGUUUUGGUUGGGGUGCGCGGCUUGUCUUGGGAACAGGUAAGGGGGUGCUUUAAGGAAAAAAGGUUAAGAACCACUGCUCUAGUAGAAGCACCUCAACAGAAAACUACAGGUCAGAGGGACCAUCAUGGAAAUGAGCCUUAGGGCUUUGUUUUUUUGCGCUAUCCCGAAUUAUUUGCUUUGUUUUUGAAUGUAUGGUUCAGUUCCUGUACCAUGUUUUUACAUAAAAAUAGUCCAAUUAAUUAAUUCAUAAAUUUAUUCAUUCAGUCACUGUAUAUUGUAAAGAACAUGUUCAGCCAAUUUGACUUGUUCUAAUAUUGUGUUCACGUACAGUGUCCAUCAGAAGAAAAUUGUGUAAAUAAACCAUUUUGGAAAAAUC